Molecule: messenger RNA, 1848 nt
Organism: Rubroshorea leprosula
Lineage: Eukaryota; Viridiplantae; Streptophyta; Magnoliopsida; Malvales; Dipterocarpaceae
Source: the annotation of a GenBank genome assembly
GGUUGCGGGUUGAGAUAUGUAAACCCUAACCCAUUUUUUAAGGGUCGGGUUAGGGUCGAGUUGACGGGUCGGGUGAAUUUUUGCCAGGAAGCAAUUAAAUGCAUGCGCCAUUCACGACGGACUGUUUUGAUGGCUGAUGAUGUUGAUAGUGCUCUUAAACUACGGAAUGUGGACCCGAUAUAUGGCUUUGCUGCUGGUGAUCCUCUGCGGUUCAAACGAGCUGCUGGACAUAAGGAUUUAUUCUACAUAGAUAACAAGGAUAUUGAGUUUAAAGAUGUCAUUGACGCAUCCUUCCCAAAAGCACCACUUGAUACAUCUAUUACUGCUCACUGGCUUGCAAUUGAAGGCAUUCAACCUGCAAUUCCAGAAAAUGCUUUGGUUGAAGCACCUUCUGAUGGUAAGAAGGCUGAACACAAGGAAGAUGGAUAUUUAGUUGAUGUUAAAUUACCAGUUAAGCAUGUAUUAUCUAGGGAACUUCAGCUUUAUUUUGACAAAAUUGUGGAGCUUACUGUGAAUAGAUCAGGCUCUACCAUCUUUAGACAAGCUUUACUGAGCUUGGCAACAGACUCAGGGCUCCAUCCUUUAGUCCCUUAUUUCACAUGCUUCAUUGCUGAUGAGGUUUCCCGGAAUCUGAAUAGUUUCUCUCUGAUGUUUGCUUUAAUGCGUGUCAUCAGCAGCCUUCUUCAAAAUCACCAAAUACACAUAGAACCCUAUCUACAACAAUUGAUGCCAUCUAUUAUUACCUGUCUUGCUGCAAAAAGAUUAGGGAAUAGAUUUACUGACAACCACUGGGAACUUAGAAACUUCACAGCAAAGCUAGUAGCUUUAAUAUGCAAAAGAUUUGGGCAUGUUUAUCACAAUCUUCAGCCCCGUGUAACAAGAACUCUACUUCAUGCUUUCUUGGACCCAUCAAAAGCCUUGCCUCAACAUUAUGGUGCAAUUCAAGGGCUAGCAGCCCUAGGACCCAGUGUGGUUCGACUGCUUAUUCUGCCAAAUCUUGAGGCAUAUUUGCAACUUCUUGAACCAGAAAUGACACCUGAGAAGAAAAAAAAUGAGAUGAAAAAGCUUGAAGCUUGGCAUGUUUAUGGGGCCCUGCUGCGUGCGGCAGGUCUAUGCAUGUAUGAUCGGCUCAAAGUAUUCCCUAGUUUGCUAGUCCCCCCACCUUGUCCCAUUAAGAAAAACAGUGUAAAAGUCACUACUACAAUGCCAAAUAAACGAAAAGCAAGCGCAGACAACUUGAUCCAGCAACCGCCACUUAAAAAACUAGCUACAGAUACUGGAAUUGGUGUUAUGCCAAUGAACUCUAUGCCAGUUGAUAUGCAAGGUGUGGUAGGGGGUGGAUUUCCUAAUGCUAUGGGAGGUUCCAGUGUUGGUAUAUCAUCAAUGUCACGGCAUCCAUCCAACAACAACAUAUCAGGAAGGGAGACAGGUGAUCAAGUUUUAAAGACAUCGGCUGUUCUAGCUCAAGCUUGGAAGGAUGAUGCUGAUGCAGGGAACUUGUCAGCUUCGUUGUUCGAACUUUUUGGAGAGAGCAUGUUAACCUUUACCCCCAAACCUGAGCUAUCCUUCUUUCUUUGAAUAGUCACCAAUCAAUAGGAAUUACCGUUCACAAACAUGAGUAUAAUGUGUAAAAUUAUCUCCUUUUAUUUUCUCUUCAUUUUCAAACAAUAAUUUUAUUGUAUAUAUGAUUCUAAGCUAAUCUAGAGUGUACCCCAUUUUGUUUGAAUUUCUUUUAUUGAGUUCAAUGGAUUCAAAACAUGGUAUCUUCUUUUCAUGGUCCAAUUUUGUUGGGUUUCCGGAGGUUUCAAUUCUUUGAUUUUGACCUCAGAAUUAAGUAAUAUUACAAUG